Molecule: messenger RNA, 1899 nt
Organism: Aquila chrysaetos chrysaetos
Lineage: Eukaryota; Metazoa; Chordata; Aves; Accipitriformes; Accipitridae
Gene: KIF2B
Product: kinesin family member 2B
Biological process (GO): microtubule-based movement
Molecular function (GO): microtubule motor activity; ATP binding; microtubule binding
Source: RefSeq, a predicted model, not a curated record
AUGGGACCCCUGCAGCCAGGGGCAAGCUCCAGCCCUGCCUGCCCCAGCCAGGACCCGGCACUGGUGAUGGAGCUCCGUGAAAGCACUUCCAGCAUCACUGUGGAGCGGCUCAAGAAGGGGGCCAACAAGAGUAAGCAGGUGGAUCUCCAGCUCGUAUUUGCCCUUAACCCUCACCUGGCGCCAAGGAGCAUGUCCAUGACCAGCAUUGAGGCCCCACUAUCAGCAAAAGGGGACCAGAGCCUGCCGAGUGAAUGGCUGUCACAGCCCAUCAAAGUCAAGAAGCCAUCUGGGGACAGCAGGGGCCCCGUGGCUGCCCGGUCUGGCUCCAGGGGCUGCAGACCCAGGGGGACAUCACCAUUUGGGCGGCAGUUAGAAAGGCUGCGAGAACACUGGGAAUGCUGGCGGCUGGAGAUGCGGGAGCAGCAAGCCCAGCAGGCCACUGCUUCACUCCACCCCGGGACAGAUGUGAUGGCCACGAUCCAGAAGUGCCACAGCCACCUGGACUGCGAGGCAUUGCGGGCCACCACGCCAUGCCGGCCCCAUCGCAUCUGCAUGUGUGUUCGGAAGCGGUCACUGAACCUACGGGAGGCUAAGCUCAACGAAUUCGAUGUAGUGACAGUCCUCUGCCAUGACUUGGUGAUGGUGCACGAAGCUAAGCAGAAGCCGGACCACCAGGUCUUCCGCUUUGACCAUGCUUUUGAUGAUUGUGCCACCAAUGCGCUGGUGUACAGGCACACUGCCCAGCCCCUGGUGGAGAAUUUCCAGGGCAGUAUGGCUACCUGCUUCGCCUGUGGCCAGGCAGGGAGCGGCAAGACGCACACCACGAGGGGAAGUUUCUCUACCAAGAACUCUGAGCCCUCCUAGAUCUCUGUCCUGGUUGCCGAGGAUGUCUUCCACAGGCUGCAGGACCCCAGCUGCCAGAAACUGGAGCUUUGAGUCUAUGGGGCCGCCUUUGAGAUUUAUGGGAGCAAAGCGUUUGACCUUCUGAACUGGAAGAAGCAGCUGAGAGUGCUGGAAGAUGGUAAACAGCAGAUCCAAGUGGUGGGCCUGUGGGAGGAAAAAGUUACCAGCGUGGAAGAUGUCAUCAAGCUAAUUGAAACGGUUAGCAAGUGUUGCACGUCAGGCAAGACCUCUGCCAACACUCACUCCCCCUGGAGCCAUGCCGUCUUCCAGAUCACACUCAAGAAGAGACGGCAUUUGUAUGGCAAGUUUUCCUCGAUUGAUUUGGCUGGGAAUGAGCGAGGAGCUAACAUCUCCACUGCAGACAGGCAAACAAGGCUGGAGGGGGCUGAUACUAAUAAAAGCCUCUUGGGACUCAAAGAGUGUAUCCAGGUAUUGAGGCAUAACAGAGCCCGCCCAUUCAGGGCUAGCAAACUCACCCAGGUCCUGAGGGACUCGUUUAUAGGGGAAAACUGUACCUGCAUGAUUGUCACUAUCUCUCCAGGAAUGAGAUCCUGUGAGCACAUCCUUAACACCCUACGGUAUGCCAGCCAUGUGAUGGAGCUGGUGGUGAAUUUAAAUUCCGUUGGACAGCCCUGUCAGGAGGUGUUCAGGUUCCCAUAGUUACAGCUAUUUGGGGUACAGGCAGACAAGGAAGUCUCCCCUCAGUUAUUUACUUUCAGUACUGGGGGGGAAACACAGAAGAGAAAAGAGGUGGAUGAGAAAAUGCUUCUGGAGAAGCAUUGGGAAGCUCUGUGACGGUUGAAAGUAUUCUUAGAAGCGGCUGGGGAAAUAGACUACAAUGUAGAUUUUUACGCUGCACAGUUUGAAUCAGUUCUGGGUCAAAAAACUGGCAUCCUGACCAAGAUCCAAGAAAAAGUCAGAUUAUUCCGGUCAGCUCUUUGCAAGGAAGAACGGGGCAGCAACCAGAGCUGCACGAAGAGAUCCUGUAUGCCGUAA